Pocillopora meandrina is the source of this 1335-nucleotide messenger RNA. The record is from the annotation of a GenBank genome assembly. Lineage: Eukaryota; Metazoa; Cnidaria; Anthozoa; Scleractinia; Pocilloporidae.
AUGUUUUCAAUGGCUUGUUUACAGCAAACGAAAGAGCAAUGCAUGCAAGUGACUUAAUUUCUGUCAUUUUGAAACAAACGGUAUUUGUACCUGAAUCAAGAUUGUAUUUGCUUUGCUCCUGUAUAUUAUAUUGUUUUUCCGCAAUCAGCCGUUUUACGUUUCUGAGGUGUAGGGAAAUUGCCAGAAGCAUUCAAUCAUCGUUGAAAUUGAAACAUUGCGUGGAUGUGUGUGGAGUUGUGAACACUGUAAACAGUGGAAAAUUGCGGAGCUCUGGUAAUAACUCUUUGUUUUCUGAGGAAAAGUGAGAAGUGAAGUAGUGUGGCAGCCUCAUUUUUUUUUCUAAUUUAUUACAGCAAGACUUCCGAAAGAUCUACAAAUCACUAAAAGGGAAUGAAACUAGCUUUUAAAGGCUUCAAGUUGGAUGACAGGUAAAGUAACAGCCAUAAUAUUAUAUUUAUCCAUGCGCAGUGUAUAUCUGACAUAGCUAAAAUCAAUGCCAUGUCAGUGUCAAUUUUGUAAAAGCUUGCACAAAGAAAAAAGCCAACUAGAACUUUAUUGUUAAAGCAUCUGCUGUAUGUAAUUGUAGGGUCUUAUAUAGGCAGGACUCCUAUUCGGAACCCAGAGUUUUCUUUUAGUCCCAGAAGGAUUACAUUGUUUACAAAAUGGUUUUUACUGAGCUUGUCAUAUGCAAUAUUUUCUCUUUUUCGUUGGGUUUAUUAAAUUGAAUUUUUCUUGCUUGUCAGCUGAUGCUAAUCAGGAAGCCACCAUGAGGGUAAUUGAGGCAGUGGUGGCCGAUCACAGUAGAUCCAAUAGGUUCCCUUGGUCAGCAGCUGAGAUGAAAGGUAACUGUGCCUAUAGUAGUCUGCUGCUGGGGUUGUUGAAAGCCUUUAGCACUAUCAAGCAAAUACAUACUUUAGAAUUAAAUGUCUCUCUUUUAGCAUAGAGUUUUGAUAGGGUAUAUAUUUGUCUAAAAAAGCUGUGCUUGGUGACAACAACUGAUCGAUGAUUGCAAUCAAUCAUAUGAGUCAUUGGUCAUUGAUAUUCAAUAUAAUUCAACUGGCAUUGAGUUUUAUCAACUGAUAUCGCUUAUCAUGGAUCGAUUUUACUGCAAAUGGUUGGUGUCAUUAGUCUAUUUACUGGGGCUUUAAGUAGGUGAUAAAGCUUUUAUGUACUAAUACCAUUGGUGUGAACUUUUUAUUGGAAGGUGCUGGUGCCACGUAUUUGAAGAGUCUCUGUGAUGCUUCCACAAGAGCAAAGAAAGGCAAGCGAGUGGCACACAGAAAUCUCAGCAGGAAGCAGAGAAGAAUGAGAGAAGUAGGUUGUCAUAAUGUGUAG